GGGAAGACGAGAGAAGCGGGCUGAUUUCCUCUACUAUGGAUGGGGAUAUCUACGAUCAAUUUGGGGAGACCAUUGACAGAAGGCUUGGAGGAGUGAGRGYUGAAGCCCAACGAAGAGCGGYAGCGGGACCACCGCCCCCUGCCAUGUUCAGGSUAUGGCARGAAAAGGAGGAACCACCGUUUGGGGUGGAAGAAGUGGGAAGUGAUGAGGAAGUGACUCAAGGGCUACGAGGAGGAAGUGAGAUGGAAGAGGCCAUAAUCAUCGAGUCAGAUGACGAGGAGGAGGAGGAAARAACGGAKCCUCCGUCCGUCUUAUUUGAGAAGAUGAAGGACUUGCUGGAUAAGAUGGGGAGGGGACGGCUCAAACAGGGUUCCCAAAGGCGGUACAAGACGGUAGAUAAGAAAUGCCGCCCGGUACCCGUCCUCGUUACAGAGGACGAGGAAGCAUAUUACGAGAGGAAACGAGGGUUGAUUCGACAAAUGAGGGAAAGUGCUUUAGCAGGGCCAUGUCGUAUCAACGAAGGGAACGAGAAGGAGUUGAUCAUAGGGAAGUCUGAUUUCCUGCUGCCUCAGGAGCGAACGCUGAUGGUGGAAUUAAUGAAGAGGAAGCAUCGCGCCUACACAUUUAGUGACGAGGAGCGGGGCAGGCUGGAUGUAGAUAAGAUACCUAUGAUCCGCAUCCACACCAUGCCACACGAGCCUUGGAACAUGAGAGGGGCGCGGUAUCCCAAUCCUGACGAGGAAAGGAAGGUGGUGGAUUAUCUCGACGGCAAGAUACGUACUCACGUCGCCGACUAUUCAAGUGGACCGUAUGCGUCCCCGUGGUUCUGCUUUAUUAAGCCUAACGGGACGCUGCGGUGGGUGCAGGAUUUGCAAAGAUUGAAUGCAGUGACCGUGCGAGAUGCUAGAGGACUGCCGAAUGCAGACGCGCUGUCAGAGUCCUGUGCUGGAAGACCUAUAAUUUCGCUUAUAGACCUUUACUUAGGAUACGAUCAGUUCUCAGUCUACCCGCCGGAUAGGCCGGUGACAGCUAUGCACAACCCGCGAGGAUUAGUCUACAUGAACGUGGCCCCACAAGGGUGGACCAACGCAGUAGCAAUGGUCCAACGAGCCAUGAUUCGGGCCAUGCAGUCAGUCAGCCUCCAUAUCACACAGCCAUACAUUGACGAUUUGACAGUGAAGGGGCCGGCGAUGAAAGAGAGCGACGAAGUCUCACCAGGGGUAAGGCGCUUUGUCUCGAAACACAUCCAGGACCUCGAAAAGGUUCUGAGCUUGCUCGAAGAGCAUAACCUCACGCAGAGAGGAGAGGAGCUUCCAUCGCCAGUCAGAGCCGGGUUUGGGGUGGCCAGGAAGGCGGAAGAAAGGUUAGAUAGUAAAAUCAAGUUCCUAGCCAAGACCACUUUUGACCGGCACUUGUUAUUGGAGGGCGAUCUGGCGGGGAAGAAAAUGAAGGAAGCCAGCCAUGGAGUACGUCUGGAGGCUAUGAAGAUGGAAAUUCAGGAACUUAGGGCUUUGGUGGCCAGCCAAGCAGCUAUCAUUGAGAGCCUGAGGCAGCAAACCCAGGGAAGGCAGCCAGGACAGGGAUUGUCAAGACAGCCAUCUGCGACAGAGCCUCGCCAGGAGCCACCUAUGGGGAGGGUUAUCCUGGAAUCAGAGGAGGCGAGAGCACAGAGGCAGGCAGAGAGAGAGGCGUUCGAGUUUAGAGCCCCUACUGAGCUCGCGACGCUGCCGGUGGCGGCGGCAGGCCCAGUCGUACCUUUGGCAGUAGAGGAGGGGCUGCCACCAUCUAGCAGUGAGCCGGCUCAGGGCUCGUCAGAGGGAUCCAUGGGCGUGCUCCUUGAGGCGGUGCAUACUAUGCAGGAGGAGGUGAGUUUGUUUUCACCUGAGCAGAGGAUAGAGGAGCCUCUUGAGAGAGAGAUGGGGAUUGAGGAGGAGGGUGCCAUCGAGGGCAGACUCCAGAGAAUAGGCACACCUGAGUAUGGACCAGAGGAGAUUGAGGAGCAGCCCACGGUAGUGCCAGAGGCGGCACUCGAGAGGAGGUCUCAGAGGUUGGACACGCCCGAGUAUGUUCCAGCGACAGAGGAUUUGAGAGGCAAACUAGGAUUUUGGGCUACUGGAUCUGGGUCUGGUGGACCAGUUCCGGGGACAGAGCAGCAGGAAGUCGUUAGUACCGCAGCUCCUCAAGCAGAGCAGCAGGGGUUUAUCAGUACCUUGGCAGGAUCUCCUUCAUCACCACCUCCUCAGCCAAGGAAGAAAAAGUUCAAGAGGAAGGUUGAUCAACUAUGUUUCUACUGCAAGAGGAGCGCGCAUCAUGCUUUGGACUGUCUCGAGUUUCUUGAGGAUAAGGCAGCAGGGAAGAUCUCAGAGGUAGGGGGUAAAAUAUACGAUAGACAGGGUAGGGUAGUAGAGAAGUCUGCAAAUGGACUUAGGGCUCAGUUAUAUAGGCAAAACCAGGAGAAGUUGAGGAGGUAAGGCCGGCUUUGUCUAUAUAAGCGAGCGAGCAUUUUGUGAGGCAUCAACUUAG
Molecule: messenger RNA, 2523 nt
Organism: Chara braunii
Lineage: Eukaryota; Viridiplantae; Streptophyta; Charophyceae; Charales; Characeae
Source: the annotation of a GenBank genome assembly